This is a messenger RNA of Cervus elaphus (red deer), 4103 nucleotides long. It is a transcript of the gene DNAAF4, whose product is annotated as dynein axonemal assembly factor 4. Gene Ontology annotation, molecular function: nuclear estrogen receptor binding. Lineage: Eukaryota; Metazoa; Chordata; Mammalia; Artiodactyla; Cervidae. Gene Ontology annotation, biological process: inner dynein arm assembly; cilium movement; outer dynein arm assembly. The transcript is spliced from 9 exons. The record is from RefSeq and is a predicted model, not a curated record. The coding region runs from base 168 to 1433 and encodes 421 amino acids.
UCGCGAGGGGAGUCCGCAGGGAGGCCGCAGGGGCGCGCCCGGGGCACGCUGGGAACGCCGGGUGCCCCGGCCCUUCUGACCCGGAAGGGCUGGCGUGUGGUAACCCCGGCUUCCCUAGCAACCGAGCGGGCGUGAGUCCUCCUCGCUCUCGCCGGCUGCCUCCCAGGAUGCCGCUGCAGCUUAGCAAUUACAGCUGGCGGCAGACGAGCACUGCGGUCUUCAUCUCUGUGCCCCUCCGAGGCGUCAGCGUCCGAGACGCGGACGUGUUCUGCACCGAAAAUUAUCUGAAGGUGAACAGCCCUCCAUUUUUAUUCGAGGCGUUUCUCUAUGCUCCCAUAGACGAUGAGAGCAGCAAAGCCAAGAUUGGGAAUAACAUUAUUGUUUUCACCCUGCACAAAAAAGAAGCAGCCAUGUGGGAGACCCUUUCUCUGUCAGGUGUUGACAAAGAGAUGAUGCAAAGAAUAAGGGAGAAAUCUAUCCUACAAGCACAGGAAAGAGCAAAAGAAGCUACGGAAGCAAAAGCUGUGGCAAGGAGGGAAGAUCAAAAAUAUACACUAGGUGUCAUGAUGAAGAUUGAAGAGGAAGAGAGGAAAAAAAUAGAAGAUAUGAAAGAAAAUGAACGGAUAAAAGCAACUAAAGAAUUGGAAGCCUGGAAAGAAUGUCAAAGAAAAGCUGAAGAACUCAAAAUAAUUCAGAGAGAAGAAAAAUUAUAUCAUCAAGAAAAGCAAAUGAAAGAAGAGAGAAAAAAAUUAAAACAUAAAUGUCUUACUGGGAAUUCAGCAUCUAAAAAUCUUGCCACAAAAGGGAGAAAUUCAGAAAAUAUAUUUUUUGAGAAGUUAAAGGAAGACAGUAUUCCUGCUCCUCGCUCUGUUGGCAGUAUUAAAAUAAGCUUUACUCCUCGAGUAUUCCCGACAGCUCUCCGGGAAUCGCAAGUAGCAGAAGAAGAGGAGUGGCUACAUAAACAAGCAGAGGCACGAAGAGCAAUGAAUACUGAUAUUCCUGAACUUUGUGAUUUAAAAGAAGAGGAAAAGAACCCAGAAUGGUUGAAGGACAAAGGAAACAAAUUGUUUGCAACGGAAAACUAUUUGGCAGCUAUUAAUGCAUACAACUUAGCCAUAAGACUAAAUAAUAAGAUUCCACUACUGUAUUUGAAUCGGGCUGCUUGCCACCUAAAACUGAAAAACUUACACAAGGCCAUCGAAGAUUCUUCUAAGGCCCUAGAAAUAUUGACACCACCCGUUGCAGACAACGCUAAUGCAAGAAUGAAGGCAUACAUCCGUCGCGGAACAGCAUUCUGUCAACUAGAGUUGUAUGUGGAAGGCCUACAGGAUUACGAAGCUGCUCUUAAGAUUGAUCCAUCCAACAAAAUUGUACAAAAUGAUGCUGAGAAGAUUCGGAAUAUAAUUCAAGGAACAGAACUAGAAUCUAAAUGACUACUAGAAGCGAGUAGGUAUUGUUCUAAGUUUAACAAAAUAACUGGAGGCAUUAGAAAUCUGUGCAUAUUAUGGCAGAUUAUACAGAAUCACUUUGUGUUUAGUUCCAUAGAGGGCAGAAUAUUAUAAAUCUGUAGAAAAUGAAAUGUUUGAUUUGAAUUUUUUUUGAAUAAGUAAAUCAAAAUAAGAAUAAUUAUUUAAAUUAUUUGUUUCAUAUUGCUACAGAAUUUUUUUUGUUACUGAAUUCAGCUUGCCCUUAUAACUAAUAAUAUAUUUGUUGGUGUGAUUACCAGGACACUUACUGAUUCAUUUUUAACAAGAAGCUUAAAAUAAAAGAUUGUGUUUAUAAAAUAUUUUUGUUUGUAUUAAAUACACAAUUUAAUUGUCAAAAUGCUUGGCUUUGUUAUAAUCAGUAUUGAUGUUUCCACUUAGUUUCCAAGUGCACAGAAUCUUCUUUUAAAAGAAUGCUGGUCCACUACCUGUUUUAGGUUAGACCAGUUUACCUUAGUGUUCAUAAAACAACUGUUUGGAAAACCUUAUCUUCAGCUGUAGGGAGUGUAGCCAAAGCAUGGAUCAUAUUUUAUAAUACUAUCUGAUGAUGAUAACUUUUCUAGUAAGAUUGUUUUCUAGCACUGUCAAACAUACCAGGAAAAAAAAAAAGACCGCAAAGGGUGAAAAUGUUAACUUAGAACAUUGUGCUACUGGCACCGGCUUGCACCACCAGCUGUGUUGUAUCACUGUGGUGAUGCAAGCAUUAAGCAAAACCAGCACAGCUUCCCUUUUGCUUCUAACAGUUGUCACAGUUCUCUGUGAUUAUAUUUAGGGGUUUUUUUAGGGGAAAAAAACCACAAAAUUUUUAGAAAUAAGUUUUACAGUAUUUGGUCAUCAGAUGUCAUUCAAGUGGAUCAUAAAACAGUCUUUUUUUUUUUUUUAAAGAUGUAAUACUUUUUUGCAUAUGUAAGAGUAUCCUAGUUCAGCAAGCUUGAAACUUUUACUUCUAUAAAGCAACUCUUGAUAACUUCUGUAGCAGUCCUGCUCAGUUAUCAGACCUUCUGGGGAGGUAGGAUUGCUUUUUCUUAUAAUCAGCCCUGGUUUGUUUUUAUUUUUAAAAAUAAAUGUAACCAAAGUAAAGGUGGUUCUCUGGGAAAUGGAGUCACCUUAGACCCAGAGAAGGAAGCCUCAUGUUAACGGUGGCAGAGAUAACCCAUCAACUUAGGUCCCAGAAUGACUUUGCAAAUCAGAUCUACUUACCCAUCCAAACCACUUGUCUGUUAUGUGGGAGAAAAAUGAACUUUUAUCUUAAGUAUGAAAAAGCAAAGAAGGUGGUUCUUCUGUGUAUCGUGUUCUAGUUUGACAUUCAGAAUACAUUAGCUAACCUAAUCUUCUCUCAGGCUCUUCCUAUUGCAGGAAAAACGGGGCACUAGAGGAUGGUCACAUCCCGGGUCUCCAUGAGUCCCAGAGACAGGCCAUCAAGUGAGGUUCCUUGGCUUUGGGCAGGAAAGAAUUCAAGAGCGAGUCAUAGUAAAGUGAAAGCAGGUUUAUUUAGAGAUGCAGGUUCCAUAGACAGAAUACAGCCAUCUCAAAAGGUGAGAGCUGUGCCCAGGUGUGGGAGUUGUUAGUUUUAUGGGCUGGGUAGUUUCAUAGGCUUAUUAUAGUGGGAGAAUUAUUCCUACUCUCUUGGAGAAAGGGCAGGGAUUUCCAGCAAUUGGGCCAUGCCCACUUUUUGGCCUUUUAUGGUCCGCCUUGGAACUGUCGUGGCGCCUGUGGCUGUAUCAUUUAGUUAAUGUAUUACAAGGAGCAUGAAAUGAGGCUUAGGGGCUACUGGUAGUCAAAAAUCUUCCACCAUCUUAGACCUAGUUGGUUCUAACCAGUUUUUUCUCUAUCCUCAAUGACUGUGGCAUUCUUUUAAAAAAGGUUGUGCCCUGUUCCCUUCCCUCGUGUCUCAUUCCUAUUACAUCCCAAUCAGAAACAAAAACCUGGGCCCAGUAGUUACCCUAAGUGCAAAAGAUCUAUUUUUGGAGGAGAUAGAAGGGAGUUUUAAGUAGUUAGUUAUUAUUUUUGACCCUAGCCUCUAAGUCUUGGUUUAAAAGCAAUAGAUACUCAUUUGUAUUCAUGAACUACUUGACCUUUUUUGAGCAAAUCUUCUGUUAAGGGACUUAUGUCUUAGACUGAGGGUAGUGAGAGAGUUAAAUUAGAGAUAUGCACAUUCCUAUUUCAUUUAUUUCAUUUCAUUUAUGAUAAAAGCAUGCUUCCCAAAUAGAGUUAUCAUUAAAACUUAGAGUAAAAGAUUAUUAAGAGGAAAAAUUAUUAUGGUAGUCCUUAGACAUGACCAAGUCAAACAAGGAAAGAUUUAUUACUUGCAGCAAGUAAAGAGAACACUGGGGAUUUUUCCCCAAGCUCCAAAAUUGGGGAAGUUUUAUUAAGCUAAAGGUGCAUGCAUAUUCAUGAAACAGCUUGAGCAAAGAAUUCUCCUUGGAGUUGGCAAAGUAAACAGAGUUCCAGGCUCUAGUUGAUUGAAGUUAGGAGUGUCAGAAAAGGUCCAACAUCAUCAUCGCUUAGCUUCCAGUAGAUCUGGUGGUUGAGCCCUGGUUGUUGUUCAGUCGCUAAGUCCUGUCUGACUCUAGGUGACCACAUGGACUGCAGCACACCAGGCUCCCCUGUCCUUGACUG